Protopolystoma xenopodis is the source of this 435-nucleotide messenger RNA. Lineage: Eukaryota; Metazoa; Platyhelminthes; Monogenea; Polystomatidea; Polystomatidae. The record is from the annotation of a GenBank genome assembly.
GAGAGGGCUAGGGACUCUGAUGACCUGACGACGCCACCCAAAGAUUGCCCUCCCUCCGAGCCACUGGCAUCCACUCACUGCCCUAUCGUGGCGACGGGCAUAGUGCCCUAUCGUGGCCAGCCUUGUCACCAACACAAGUUGGAUGAGGGUGCAGGCAUUAAAGUCGUCAACGCCUUUCGAAUGGGCCUUGACCAGCACUACGACGCCGAGCAACGACGCAGCCUCAACUCGCUGGCCUUCCGACAGCGGCAGAAUUCCUCCUUCGAGCGUCCACCAAGUGCUGCCUUGGAUUCCGGGCCCUGGUCUCCUCCUCUUAGCCCCGUUCAGCACUCACUAGCCAACCCUCUUGCUGCCAUCCACGACCGGCUGUUGGUCGCACCUCUCGUCUCUACGCCCCCUCGACAACCGGAAGGAAUGAGCGGGCUCACGCACUGA